This is a messenger RNA of Trichosurus vulpecula (common brushtail), 1476 nucleotides long. It is a transcript of the gene EAF1, whose product is annotated as ELL associated factor 1. Bases 208 to 1008 code for a protein of 266 amino acids. NCBI's taxonomy places the organism in Eukaryota, Metazoa, Chordata, Mammalia, Diprotodontia, Phalangeridae. The transcript is spliced from 6 exons. The record is from RefSeq and is a predicted model, not a curated record. Gene Ontology annotation, molecular function: transcription elongation factor activity. Gene Ontology annotation, biological process: positive regulation of DNA-templated transcription; regulation of transcription elongation by RNA polymerase II. Gene Ontology annotation, cellular component: super elongation complex.
GGCAGAAGGCGAUUCCGGCCUCUGUUGGGGGUCGCGCCAGCCCGUCCUCAGCCUCGGAGCGGAGCGGUGUCUCAGUUGCACCGUUCCCCCUCGGCCUCUGCCGGAAGUGCCGGCCGGCCUUCGGGGCGGGGGCGGCGCUGAGGAAGCCGGCGCAGGGGUCGGACCGGGCGGUGACUGCAGGCCGCUUCCCCCGGCGGGGAAAGGGCCAUGAACGGCACCGCGAACCCGCUGCUGGACCGCGAGGAGCACGGCCUGAAGCUCGGCGAGAGCUUCGAGAAGAGGCCCAAGUCCUCCUUCCACACCAUCCGCUAUGAUUUUAAACCAGCGUCCAUAGACACCUCUUGUGAGGGAGAACUCCAGGUGGGCAAAGGCGAUGAGGUCACAAUCACCCUGCCGCACAUUCCUGGAUCUACACCUCCAAUGACUGUGUUCAAAGGAAACAAAAGACCGUAUCAGAAAGACUGUGUUCUCAUCAUUAAUCAUGACACCGGUGAAUAUGUGUUGGAAAAACUCAGUAGCAGCAUUCAGGUCAAGAAGACCAGAGCUGAGGGAAGCAGCAAAAUUCAGGCUCGAAUGGAACAGCCCCCUGCUCGGGCACCACCUCCACCACCACCUCCUCCUCCUCCUGUACCAUUUAGAGCCCCAAUGAAACCACCAGUUGGACCAAAAACCUCACCUGUGAAAGAUAACCCUUCACCUGAACCCCAGUUGGAUGACAUUAAGAGAGAGCUGAGAGCAGAGGUCGAGAUCAUCGAACAGAUGAGCAGCAGCAGCGGGAGCAGCUCUUCAGACUCCGAGAGCUCCUCAGGCAGUGACGAUGACAGCUCUAGCAGUGAAGGGGACGAGCCGGCCGCCCGGGCCUCCCCCUCCCAGCCUCCUCCCCAGCAGUUCAGUCACAGAAACCCUGUGGCCAAUGGCACGAGCCGGCCCCCAGGAAACAACCAGCUGAUGAACACUCUGCGAAAUGACUUACAAUUGAGUGAGUCUGGCAGUGACAGUGAUGACUAGCCUCGGAGCUUCCUGCCUCUGUCCCUUUGGAAGGAGAUCAUGUGGUGGUAGCAGGACACAGCACCAAGGAGAGCGCCUGGGGAUUAGUGAGCACUGAGGGGCUGUCACCGAGCACCGGUGCUCUUGUAUAUACUAUGUGAAUACAGUUUUAAAAGUUUUACCUAGGUCUGUAGAGUAAAUAACUAGGAGGGCUGUUUUUGGUUAAUGUUGUGGAUGGAAACCUGAACAGUUGGGGGAGGGGGAAUCUUGGUCGUUGAAAGGCUGAGUGAUAGACAUCCUUGGCAGUCACGAGUUUGGACGUGUCAUCUUCAUUGCUGAAGCAAAUUAUUUGGCCUUUGCGGGGAAAGCAGCACCCCUGAAGUGAGUUCAAGCCUCUUCUAAUUAUUGCCCAUGUGGAGAUGAAGGCUGUAUCCUUCCUUGCCUAAUUAGACCUGACCUGUUAGGCCAGUGGAGACACUUAGGCAUAGA